Messenger RNA from Sclerotinia borealis F-4128, 600 nucleotides. The record is from the annotation of a GenBank genome assembly. NCBI's taxonomy places the organism in Eukaryota, Fungi, Ascomycota, Leotiomycetes, Helotiales, Sclerotiniaceae.
AUGUUUAUGAAGCCUUAUGAUCAAAUCGUCGUUCAUGAUAUUAAUCGCAAUAACCGCAAUCGCAAUGAUAAGGGAACAAACGAUGAACAAACGCAGAAACAACUAGCGAGGAUGAUAGCUCCGAGCCUAAUAAGUGGGGAGGUCACUAUGUUAUCCGCUUUGACGUUUCCUCCAACUAUCCCUUACUCGUUUGGUACAUUGGCACAGGCAAAGGCACGAAAAAUGGAGUUGAUCUACAAUUGGCAAUACCGGGAACUCCUUACUCAAAUCCGUGUAAUCAGUAAUCGGGCGACGAUUGUGCUAGGCAAUGAGGAGCUUACCAACGGGCAAAGCAUAAUCACACAGCGUAAUAGCUGUAUAUCUUUUGGGAAGCUAGGCUAUUCUCUUGAAUAUGCUGUUGCUGAUGAAGAUAAGUAUCAGCAACAACUUAAAAUGUUCUUUCACAACAGUCUGAACCGAAAUCCACCACCACCAGACCUUUCGGCGACGCCAUCCCCUUGGGAUACUACGUUAGGAAACUGGAUUAUGAAGGGAACUGUUGGUAAAGGCACAAAUCAGCCUCAUUCAAUGCACGUCAUGACGGACGCAAGCACACUUUGA